Molecule: messenger RNA, 4465 nt
Organism: Mizuhopecten yessoensis (Yesso scallop)
Lineage: Eukaryota; Metazoa; Mollusca; Bivalvia; Pectinida; Pectinidae
Product: mitochondrial import inner membrane translocase subunit Tim29-like
Exons: 2
Coding region: 21-596 (191 amino acids)
Biological process (GO): protein insertion into mitochondrial inner membrane
Cellular component (GO): TIM22 mitochondrial import inner membrane insertion complex
Source: RefSeq, a predicted model, not a curated record
CAAGAAAUAUAGCAGACAACAUGGCUGCGUCUGGGGCAAAAUUUCUUUCAAGAUUAAAACCAAGACUUCCAGAGAAAUGGAAGGGCGGAAAGAUGGAGAAAAUAGCAAAUUAUUUCAACACCCUCUUGAGGGACUAUCACAUGGUGUAUAAAGAAACACUUCGUGAUAUGAAAGACCGCCCUUUGAAGGCAUCUGUGUAUCUGUCGCUCUUGGCAACAGUUGGGGUCCUCAUAAAAACCAACCCGUCGCCAUCAAAGCUGGACUAUGAAGCCCGUUUAGUGGAGAACCAUAAUGAUGUUGGUGUUGUUGGAGUUCCAGUGAGGAAUCCAGAAUCUGUCAAAUUUCUUCACAAAGUUUUUGCAGCACAUAAAGACUGUAAACUAAAGAUUUAUAACUUGUACCUUCUCACACUAGCAAGGAUAGACACAGGAUCAACAGAAGUGGAUCAGUUUGCUUCCAAGUGUAAGCAAAUCAAACCCCACUGGACAGAAUUCCAUAAAAGUAUUGUGGAUGUGUGCAUAUUUGGACGCUGGAUACAUUUGGAGAGGGCCAUGGUAGACUAUGAUGUUAACCCUUCUGAAUGGGAAAAUAAAUAGAAUUGAAAGAUGUAUCAGAUUUUUUAUAGUUAUUGUAUCAUCUUUAACUAAUAACCAAACUAAGCAUAUAGUAUUAGGCCAAUAAAAUGUGUUUGUUGUCUUUCGACUAUCCUUAUGUUUUUGUUUAUCCUAUUCAUUUUAUAGCAAUUUUUCAUAAGGAUAUACGUAUCUAGAAUUAUGAGAGUUGCCUCCCCUCCUGCAUAUCCCAUGGAAUCCAUUAGUCUCAUGGUUGACUAACCAAUAACCCAGGUUGUAUUCUUUAGUCAAACUUAAAUAUCAUAAAUACCCUGUUGACCUUGAAGUAAUUUGGUUCCCUGACAAUUUAUUACCGGUCUCCUUUAAAUGAUGGACAACAUACUGUAUUGUAGUAAGUUGGUAGCUGGUUCUGAUCAAAUUUCAUCCAGGCCUUUAUCUGGAAUACGUUGCACAAUAUCAUAAUAAACUAAUAAGUGUAGGGUCCUCCCUCACAUGUGUGGGAUGUACCAUAAAUGAAUUUAGUCAAUGUGAUCUUUACCUCAAGGUCCAGUAAGUUCUUAGUUAGCCCCCUACUUUCUACCAGAAGGGACCAAAAGUCUGUGUAUCUGAUGCACUAGCUUUGUCAUCUACAAUUGUACAAUCACUAAAUUUUGUAUAGAAGCACCUCUUCAGAUGGCAGUGUCAUGUACCAUGUUGUGCCCCGUUAUAUAUAUACAGAGUUAUGGUCCUUUGUUCAUUGUACAUCCCUUAAUCUGGGGCGUGUCUCACAUAUGUCCUUUUACCAAAACUGAUAAUUUUGUAUGUGCAUGAGUGACGUUUAGGGGGCAAAGUCUGCCAAGGCAAACUGAAGUGGGGUCUGGUGCCCCUGUAUGAGUUAUGGCCCAUUGAUCAAUUUUGAUUCUAAAGUUAGUCCAGAGGUGGUGGGCUAUGGAUUGCUCACAAUAAUUAUUGGUCUUGUUUUCAGUAAGUGUCUGAGCCAUAUUAAACUCUUUUUAUUACACUAAUUCACCUGAAGUAACUUAAUUUGGUGUACAAGAACAUCUUGAGAUGGCGGAUUGCAGAGUGCAAGAAUUAAGUCAUUGAUACUACUUCACCUGGAUUUGGUUUACAAGGACGUCUUGAGAUGGCGGAGUGUAGAGUGCAAAAAUUAAGUCACUGUGACCUAUGACUUGACCUUUGACCUUAACUUUGAACAUGUUUGUCCAGGGCAUAUCCUCUGGACUACUUUACCUGGAGUAGCCAGCUUUGGUGUACAAGGACGUCUUGGCCAUAUACUACAAGUAUCCACUGUGGUAAUCAUACAAAUUGUAUUGGAUUUUCAACUUAAAAGGGAUGUUAUGUCUCCAACCUCUUUGAGUGGCCUAUAUAUCUUGAUAAAACGUGUCAUUUAUGAAAUGAUGAAGGUAUGAACUAUUGAACAUGUAUUUUUCAUAAAAGACCAGAAAACAAAUAGCUGUAGUACGAAACACUUUAUUUGAGAUAUCUUGUUGGACAUGUAAAUGAAUGCUUUAUAAAGCUAAUGGAAUGUUCCAAAAGUACAGAUAAAUAAAGUCACAACCAGAAGGUCCGGUAAUCACAUUGUAACAAACGAUGAUCAAGGUGACAAAAGCACAGUAAUUAAACAUACACAACUCAUCCACGAAAACAACACACGCCUAGAACUCAUUCACUGAAACAUUAUACCUCUAUCCCACAACUACGUCAAUAUUGGUACAACAUCUUUUCUCUAAAGUUAUUGCAAACAUAUGGUUAAAGUUGGGGAAAAGUUAUUAAAUCAACAUUCUGCCAGUGCCAUUUAAGCGAAGCCUUUUGACAGCUUUAACAAUUCAUUUUUGAGUUAUGUUACUUUAUAUUCUUACCAGAAGGCAUCAACUCUUUUGAUACAAGUCCAGACUCAAGUUUUUAUUUUCAAAAAUACUAUUAAAUAGGGUCAUAUUAGGAACCUAAGUAUUUUUGACUUAUGUGGAAGUGAAUUCUACAGUUAUUUUUAAUAUUUUCUCAAAAUAGAAUACCUAUGAUAUUUUCUUAUUUGAUAGAGUAAACAAUCCUAAAUAUCUAGUCUGAUAAUAUCAUAAACAUGUCUUAACUCUUUCCUCAUUGAUAUACUACCCUAUUUCCAAGUUGUCAUAUAUCAAAAUGUACAUCUUGGUUAAUAAUUCCCAGUGGAAAUUUCAAAUUUAUACAUAGUAAAUUUAAUGCUGUCUAUUUCAAGGAAUGUGGUGUGUGUAUUGAACGAUUACAUUUACAUGCAUUUAAUUACAAAAUAAUGAAACAAGGUCUAAAAAUAAACAGUUUUUUCUCCUUUGUCACCUCAAUACAAAACAUGAAUGAUGAUGUGAUGAUGAUGUCUUAAAGUGGAACUCUCUAAUGUGCAGAGAUACAAAACAUCUACUUAAAAGUUCUGUGCUAAAAUUCAAAAGAGUGUUCUGUAUGAUAUUCAAGAUAUCAUGUGCCAGCAAGUAGUUUGUGUUUGCUCUUGAACAUUAGAGAGCUCCAAAAAUGGAAACGUUUUGAUGAGUCACAACCAUAGUGUUUAUUAUAUAUAUAUAUAUCAAUGCUUAAAGCUGUGUGGAUAAAGUACACAAUGAAUAACGGACAUACAUGAGAUAACACUUAACACCAGUUAACUCACACAAACAUGACAUGGAUCAGCUUAUUAUUGUAGAACGAUUUAAAUUUUUACCAACAAUAUUAAAUAUCAUUUUAUUAUGCUUAAUAUUUCCUAUAUUUGUACACCUAUUUUUUUAAGCAUUUUCUUAUUUCAAAAUUUCAUUUAAAAAAUAAAUAAAUAUUUGACCUGCAUGUUACCUAGCCUGCCAAUUUAUCUUCAGCACUACUGCAAAUAAAAUCCUUGCAAAAACUACAAAAUGGAUUUUGUUUUUAAGAUUUAAGUUUCCAACCAGUUGUACUACUUAUCCUCAAUCUCUCCCCUACUCCCCAAGCAUCAAAAUUUAUUUGAAGUCCCCCCCCCCCCAAAACUGUUUCAGUAUUCCUGCUUUUUCACACUUUAGCUCUUGGAUUACCACUAACGGUUGGAUUGAUGAUACCCCACAGUAUAUAUAAUCUUGGCAAGGAUGGAUAUUUGUAUUCUAGAACUCUGAAUAAACAAAUGUAGUGCAGAGGGAGGUCACAGGGGAUUUACAUACGAUGAAUGGCCAGGCUCACCAACACACAGCUUGAACUACAGUACAAAUGUACAGCUACGUACAAAUCCCUAUUUGACCCAUCCUUACUGUUGUUCACUUCAAAUUUUCCCCUCUAUAUCAUAUUUCCAAAAAUAUUAAUAAUAUUAAUACUAGUGAAAAGACGAGUAUUAUUUUCGAAUUUGAGACCAAAAAUUGCAAGAAAAAUAUGUUCAUUGAAUUUCAAUUUUCUUGCAUCUUUGUUAAAUGUAAAACCAGCCAAAAAUGUAAAGAUGAUUUGUUUAAAUUAGCAAAAUUCCAAAUAAAAAUGACUCGCUCUUCAAGCAUUUUAAACAUCAAGGAUAGGCCAAUAUUUGGAAUUAAACAUUCUCCUGGCAAAAUUGCCAAAAUAAAAAUAUUUCAAUUUUCACGAACAACAACUGUAUAGUAUUGUUAUGAUAAAUGUUGAAACACAAAUUUGUAGAUGAAACCCAUCGCAAACCUGGCAUAUAUUUUAAUUUAGACCAACUUGUUUGAUUUUAGUACCCAAGGUCCAGAAUAUAACUCGUCAAAACCCGUUAUUUAGAAAUUUGUGUAAGCCUCGCCAUCAGCUGCAUGUUAAGAGAGCCUGUGUACUGUGAACUUGUUUAUUAAGUUAACUACGGUAUAUCCGAGUUAACAGUUAACGAUAUUUUAAUCUGUGCCACUCAUAUUCUUAAUGGUCACUACUGCAGACCAUUUCAUUUGAAUUUCUUAACAAUCAAUACAAAA